AGAGCGCAGAGAUACAGCUGCAUCUUCACAUGCAGUUACAGCUAAACUCAAUGACUAACAGACAAGUAUAGCACUGAACCUGCCUGCAGCCUUUCUGCACGGCACAAACCUUAGAUGGUUCAUACAAAACAUCUGACAGAUGAUUUGCUCUUUUUAUUUUAAAUAACUUACAGCUUAGUAAGAUUUUCACCAUGGUGCUCGGAAAGGUGAAAAACUUCUUUGUCAGCUACGACUGUCUCAAUGACAGUAAUGUCCCUGUCUUCGCCAGUGGGGACUCUGUCUCGGGUCGGGUGAUCGUUGAAGUUACCGGAGAAAUCCGCGUGAAAUCUUUGAACAUUCACGCCAAGGGACUGGCGAAAGUUCGCUGGACCGAGUCACGUAAUGCUGGAUCCAACACUGCCUACACACAGAAUUUCACUGAAGAAGUGGAGUAUUUAAACCACAAAGACGUCCUUAUUGGACAUGAUCGAGAUGAUGACAGCUGCGAUGAAGGCUUCACCAUUCUUCACUCAGGGCGACACGAGUUUCCCUUCAGCUUCGAACUGCCCCAGAUGCCUUUGGCGACCUCCUUUGAAGGUAAACAUGGUAGUGUGCGGUACUGGGUGAAGGCAGAGCUUCAUAGACCAUGGCUCCUGCCCAUGAAAACCAAGAAGGAGUUCACCGUCUUUGAGCACAUUGACAUCAACACUCCAUUGUUACUGUCUCCUCAGGCUGGCACAAAGGACAAAACCCUUUGCUGUUGGUUCUGCACCUCAGGGCCUGUAUCACUAAGUGCCAAAAUUGAGAGGAAGGGCUACACUCCAGGAGAGUCUAUCCAGAUCAUCGCAGAGAUUGAAAACUGCUCUUCCCGUGUUGUCGUGCCAAAGGCAGCCAUCUACCAAACCCAAACCUUCUUUGCCAAAGGGAAGGUCAAGGAGAUCAAACAACUCGUAGCUAACCUCCGAGGAGAUCCUCUACCAUCUGGCAAGACAGAGACUUGGGAUGGCAAGAUGCUCAAGAUCCCACCAAUAUCGCCUUCCAUUUUGGACUGCAGCAUCAUCCAUGUGGAAUAUUCACUCAUGGUCUAUGUGGACAUCCCUCGAGCUGUCAACUUGACCCUGAACCUGCCCCUGGUGAUCGGGACCAUUCCUCUCCACUCCUUUGGCAGUCGCACCUCUUCUGUCAGCAGUCAGUGCAGCAUGGCUAUGAGCUGGUUGGGAUUGCCUGAGAGACCUGAAGCUCCACCAAGCUACUCUGAAAUCAUCACCGAUGAGGAGCGACAGAACAACUUGGAGCUCCCAGCUGUGAGGGAUGAGAUUGAAGGACCACUUUAUGCUUACAUCCAUGAGUUCCGCUUCCAGCCUCCACCCCUGUAUUCUGAGGUUGAUCCCCAUCCUGAGCAGGUGUGUGACACCAUGGACAGGAGACCAGAUACCUGUCCAUCCCGCUGAAGGAGUGACCACACCUGACCAGUGCUGUCAGGGAUCUCUUAUCUCUACAACCUCAACUGGGGUUUGUUCUUUCUCCGUGAGGAGACAUGAGCGUCCAUCUUGGUGACGCAGAUGGAUAUCCACCAGGAAACACUCCCAAUCCAGGUCGAGUCCAGCUCAGUGGACUCAAAUCCACUGAAGAUCUUGAGUGAUUCCCUUCCCCCUCCAUCCUUGGUGAAAGGGGUACAGACAAGAUUUGUCGGAGUAAAACUGUGCCCUUGACACCAAAAUGGACUAAACGCAACACCACUUAGUGCAAGAAUGGUGUCCAAACAUCUCCAGCCUUGUUCUGGAUGUGAUUCUUCACUUAUUUGAAUGAUUAGACCGAAUCAUCUCGAAGAUUUAUUGGUGAUCAUUGUACUAGGUGCAACAAAUAACUCCAACCAUCCUGCAUCCACUCCCAACAGAAUAAUGACAGACUGUCUUUUUGUCAAUUGUUUGUCAUUUCUCAACUUCGAAGAAGUGGCUUUACCACAUUGAUUUUCUUUUUAAGAAGCGUUUUAAGAACGUCAGAAACUGUAGAUGUGGAUACAUCAAUACCUGCUCGAAAGCAUUAUGGGUAGGAUUCUGACAUGCCACGUUGCCUUUCUGCUUGAAAGAAACUGCGAGAGCAUCAACCUGAACAUGGCACUGAUUCAAGUGGCAAAAGAAAAGAGACCAUUGAUGGCGAAUAAAGAGGACACUCCUCGAGAUUCCUGAAGACAUUCCUGAAUCAGUCCUAAUACUCUUACUGUUACGAGUUACGCAGAGAACCGCACUCCAAAACUCGUUUAGAACCGCGUACUAUAUGUGCAACUAAUAGCUAACUAGACAUAUUCUUUUAUUUUUUAUGUACUCUUCUGCCUGUGGCCUGUUGGCAUAGGCCUUUUUUUGUUUAAAGACAAUUAGCACUUUUCAUCAGUUGCAUUCAAAGUGCAUACCGAAGCUUGACAAACAUAUGCUCUGACGUUUAUAUGUGAUUCUAGGCAUGUUUGUUUACAUAAAUCUGCUGUUAACAGACAACCUUAGACUAAUGAAUCAAUCUUUGUGGCCUUGGCACAAAAACCAUGUUUGUUUUUAAUCAGUUUAUGGCUGAAUUUGUGCGCUGUGCUGACAUGUACCUAUUAAAAAGGGACUAUGUAAUUUUUGUGAACUGUAUGCAUCCUUACCUUGAUGUUUGUGUUGGGUCAUGGUAAAAAUUGUUGCAGUUUUGUUUUGUCUUUUGAGUGUUUUACUUCAGAUACUACAAGAACAUUCUCAAACAUGCACUUACAGGGAAUCAAAGAACCCUCAUAGAGACUGAAUCUGAAAUGCAUACUGCAUAUAGGAAGCUUCAGUCAGGCUGGUCCAGAGCUAAUUAAACUAGCUUCCAUUUUUUUCCAUUUCAAGGGUUGAUGGGUGAUCUGGGUAUUAAGCUACUCCCAAAUUGAAUGGUGCAAUAUCUGCUGUGUGUUUCCACAGUUUAGUAUUCUCGGCUUGUUUCUAACUUUUGUAUCAUUUUGUAGGUUGUCUGUAUGUUUGUCUGUUUUUGCUCCAGUCGGUUCAAAUAAAUAUGCCAUUUUAUACAACAACUAAA
Carassius gibelio (silver crucian carp) is the source of this 3024-nucleotide messenger RNA. RefSeq names its product arrestin domain-containing protein 3-like. Gene Ontology annotation, cellular component: cytoplasm. Lineage: Eukaryota; Metazoa; Chordata; Actinopteri; Cypriniformes; Cyprinidae. The transcript has 8 exons. Gene Ontology annotation, biological process: protein transport. The record is from RefSeq and is a predicted model, not a curated record. The coding region runs from base 192 to 1430 and encodes 412 amino acids.